CCGCCUACAACACAAGUUCAGUACUCGACAUGUCCGACCACGCGUCCACAGCCGACGCGGACGCCGGGCUGCCGCUGCGUCACCGCCUGUUCCCACGCGCCAUGGCCUGGAACGUGCAGCGUCAGAGCGCGUCGCCCACCCCGGAGCAGCUCGUUCUGGCCGCCGCCCAAGUGCUGGAGCAGCAGCAGCACAACCAAGUCGAUACGAUGGACGUGGCACGUUCCUUCCCGCUCCUGCAGGCUUCUGUGAUGGACGAGAGUAUCCGACGAGGAUCAGAUACCCAAGGCACACCUUCCAGACCCGUCACGACCGAAGGAGACGAGCGUGAGAGGCUGUUCCGUGCCAUGGGCAAAUACCUGGACGGCACGCCAGCCACAGGCCCGUACAACGCCGCAGAGGCCCCACCUGGAUACGCACAGCAGACACAAGCAUACUACCAGGUCCCAGCUCCUCGUACCCGUCCAUUCGGCGGUAUGCCGUCUCCGGAUCGGAUGACGGCCGAGCAACAAGCCGCUUUCCAAGCUAUGAAGAUCUCCAGCUACGCCGAGGAGGAACAAAAGAGCUGGGCCUCACAGAGUCAGGUUCUUAAUACUGGACUCAGAACCCCGCCCGCGGUUUCUCCUACACCACCAGGAGUUCAUCAAAUUACACUUCGUUCGCCUCCGAGUGCCACGAGUGGCAAGAAGAGGACGCGCGGGUCCACGCCUGCAGUGUCAUCUACCUCCACUGCUGUGGGUAAAGAUGAGAUCGCACCCUCACUGGCACGCGCUCUACUAACAGGUUGCGGUGCAAAGCAAUGCUCCUUUGAGGGCUGUAAGAAAAUUGCAGUUAGUAAAGGUCUGUGCCGCGGCCAUGGCGGAGGUCGACGGUGCCAACACACCGGGUGCACCAAGUGUGCACAGAGUCGCAGUCCAUUCUGCUGGGCACACGGCGGUGGCAAGCGCUGCGAGGCGCCAAAUUGCCGUCGCAGCCGCAAGACCAAGAGGUUUUGCGUGGACCACGUCGAUAUGGAGCUGACUGUGCCGCUAAAACCAGAAGCGGACAAGGCUUCCAAGCCUGGUUCCAAGGCGAAAUCGACUGCUAAAGCGUCUUCCAGAGCCAAGACCUCUUCUAGUUCAUACACUAGCGCCGACUCCGACGACAGUGUCGGCAGACAGUCCACAAUCUCCUGCGACAGCAGCUUGUCGGUCGUCCACAACAAAGAAAAUAAGCGCAUGGUUUCGGUUGAGUGCGUGCGGGAGAAGUAUGUUCAGCAUCAAUACGCCGGCGAAGUUUCUGGCAUUUCGACGCCAUCUCUGCAGCUUCCUAGCCUAAACGAAGCGCUACUUCGCACGGUACCAACUCAAUAUUCCUCGGAAGCAGUAUGGUCUGCAAGAACUCCGUCGCCGCCUGCUCCUCCAUCGCAAUAUAAGACUGGAUACCAACCGUGGCCAGCAAAUAGUAACUAAGUAAAAAAAAAUCGCGUAAUAUAUUUGCAUUAUAUAAUUUUUGUGUAAUAUAUGUUUAGGUUGUAC
Molecule: messenger RNA, 1514 nt
Organism: Phytophthora nicotianae INRA-310
Lineage: Eukaryota; Oomycota; Peronosporomycetes; Peronosporales; Peronosporaceae
Exons: 1
Coding region: 30-1448 (472 amino acids)
Source: RefSeq, a predicted model, not a curated record